AGUUUUUGUUUUGUUUGUUUCUUUGAACGUAUUUAAUAAAACUAUUCAGCUUGAACUGGACUUUCUGCAAAUUCCAUUCAUCCCACCCGCCCACUCAGCCUUUGUUGUUGCUGCUUCUUGUUCUCUGCGUGCCUCUUCAAAGGAGCCGUGGCAGUGACACAUCAACACGAAACACAAACAAAUCGACGCAGGCCAGACCUACAGGCGGUCAGCCGCUCCAUUGCGCCUACGUCGCCAGUCGCGUCAUUCCAGAGAAGAUGAACUUUCCCGCGCACGUGCGUGCCUGCUUGUUGGCCGUGGUGUUCCUCCUGGCCGCCGCCGCUCUCGUGCAGAGUGCGGACCCGCACCCCUACCAUGAGGGCAACUACGGCACCGCAGGGCUGCCCCACACCGACCUCGCUGGCUCCCAGGCUAACAGCUGGGACUACGCCGACCUAAAAGCGUGGCCCCAACUGUGCCAAACCGGCAGCCGCCAAAGCCCCAUCUCCUUCACCAACGUCGACCCGAGAGAGAUAGUGCGAGACGCCCCGCUGAAGCGCCUGCAGUUCUCCUCCAAGUGCUUCUUCCCAAAGGACAAGACGGAGAUGCGCAUCGUCAACGAGGGGGCGGUGAACGUGGUGAGCUUUGAGCGGCAAGGGCGUCUGCCGGAGGACCUGAGUGAGUGCACCCUGGCGGAUCCGCUCAACAAGUCGCGCAUUUUCUACUUCUCCGAGCUGCACUUCCACGCCACGUCGGAACACAUGUUCCGCAGCCUGCGCCCGGACGUCGAGAUGCACAUCUCGUUUGUCACCGACGAGGCGAAGGAGAAGAAGCGCGAGAUGCUGGUGGUGGCCGUCAUGCUCAAGGCGUCCACCUCGAUCAACAGCACCUCCGUACGGGCCUUGCGCCACAUUUUGGUCGACGGUUCGCUGCCGCGCCGCCACGCCAUGACGACGUGCUUCUUGACAGAGGACAUGUCCAUCACUUCUCUCCUGCCGCCGCGGGAGAGCUACCUGCUGUACGACGGCUCGUUAACGCACCCGCCGUGUCGCGAGAACGUGCGGUGGAUCGUCAUGACAUCCCCUAUUCUCAUUUCGCGUGUGGCGGUGGGCAAGCUACGGGAUUCGAUGCACCAGCUCCUGCCGAACGACUUCCACCGCUUCGGAAACGCCCGCCCACCGCAGGCGCUGAAUGGGCGGCGGAUCUACCGCUUUGACGACACCUCCGUUCCGCAGGGCGGCCACCGUCGCGAGGGCAACCUCGAUGACGCGUGGACGAAGAAGAUGAAGCGGAAUGGCGCCGUCGUAGUGAACAACGAAACAAUCGUCGAUGACAUCUUUCGCGCCCAGGAGGAGGAGGACGCCGGGAAUUCGACCCUUGUCGACGUGGAUUUCAGCGCGGAUGAAUUCAACUCCACGUCCACCACGACAACGCAGGGGCCGGGAAUGACGGAGAGCGCCACGGAUGCCGCGAACUCUAGCGGCGCUGAGACGGCAGCGGUGCACAACACGACGACGAAGCCGGACGACAGGAGCGCCAAGGCGGCCUCCAGCGCGUCGAAAGCUGCGGCGGAGUCGAGGAACACCACGAUGGACCCGCAUGCCGCACCGAACCACAGCAGCGGCAACAGCAGCACUCCGGCGCCUGCCGAGGAAGCUGCUGCUGCUGAGGCUACGACGACUACCACCACCAGCACGCCCACAACCUCUACCACGUCCUCCACCAGCACCACGAAGAAACCUGCGCCGCGCAAAGGCAAGAGGGGCAAUCAUUCGCCGACCAAGAACAUCUCCGAGACGGCGACGGCGUCGGACACCGCUGCUGGUGUCACCAAGUCCAUCAACGCCACAGCAUCGAGUGCGUGGGCCCGCAUGAAGAACUUCGUCGCGCGUGCCGUGCCAACGACUGUGACGUACGUGAAGCACCACCCGAUCAGAGCAGCCCUCAUCGGCGUGGCCAACUUGGUCCUCUUCUACUUGAUCUGCACCUGCAUUCGUGGGUGGAAGUCGCCGGUGUACGUCGUGGGGAUUGACCCACGGGAGCUGCAGCCGCUGCACCCCAAUACGGCCUUCGGCCAGUACGGCGGCACCGGUGCCGCUGCAGUGCCCUCGGCAAACCCACCGACGGCGUAA
This is a messenger RNA of Leptomonas pyrrhocoris, 2111 nucleotides long. RefSeq names its product carbonic anhydrase-like protein. The transcript has a single exon. The record is from RefSeq and is a predicted model, not a curated record. Lineage: Eukaryota; Euglenozoa; Kinetoplastea; Trypanosomatida; Trypanosomatidae. The coding region runs from base 258 to 2111 and encodes 617 amino acids. Gene Ontology annotation, molecular function: carbonate dehydratase activity; zinc ion binding.